Pogonomyrmex barbatus (red harvester ant) is the source of this 814-nucleotide messenger RNA. RefSeq lists its product as uncharacterized. Gene Ontology annotation, molecular function: RNA binding. Gene Ontology annotation, biological process: RNA 5'-cap (guanine-N7)-methylation. The record is from RefSeq and is a predicted model, not a curated record. Gene Ontology annotation, cellular component: mRNA capping enzyme complex. NCBI's taxonomy places the organism in Eukaryota, Metazoa, Arthropoda, Insecta, Hymenoptera, Formicidae.
ACGAACAGAUCUAUUCCGCUUAUGCGGAUGAUAUUCAAACAUAACCUGUACUUGUUAAAUCAAGUGAAGUCCAAGGUAUUUAGCGAUACAUAGUGAAUAAUAAAAAUCAAGCAAAAGUGUGAGAUGUUUUUGAUCGUUUGUUGACAAUGGCAGAUAUUACUUUAACAAGCGAGCAAACCAAGUUUAUAGAAGAAUGUGAGGAGGAGUUCAAGGAUCGUUACACGGAGAAGGACGACGAUUUUAUGAAGAUUAAGAUGCAGGAGUUGAGCAAGCCACCCAUUGUGGAUCCUUGGUACAAUAAACCUCGCAGGCAUGAUUGGUCACGUCAAAAUCAAAAUCAAAAUCGUGAUAGACGUAAUCAUCACUGGGAUCGCCGUAAUAAUGAAAGAAAUGAAAGAUUGGAGCGACAUGCUGGCAAACACUUCAUGCACCAUCGGCAAAGGAUGUAUUGAUGUUCAGUGGCACUGAUAUAAACAUGAGAAUUCGGAUAACAUUAUGUGAACAUUUUUUUUAUAAUUUAUAAUUAUUGUUUGCGCAUACUGUUUAAUUAAUAGAUGAUGCAUAUGGAUAUAAAAUAUUUAUUUAUGCAUAUAAAAUAAUUAUAUACAUAUAUUUUCAUUCCUACAGAAUAAAUCUAAAAAAAAAAGAGUAUUCAUAUAUGUAUAAAGAAUAUUUAUACAUAGUUAUCAUGAUUUUUAUGUACAUAAUUGUCACAUAGAAAAUGUGAUCACUUCUUGAGGAUAGAAGAUGAACAGAUGCCCCAGAUAUUGUAUGAACGAGAUAAAACUUGCAAAAUAUAUACAUUUUACCUACA